This is a messenger RNA of Mercurialis annua (annual mercury), 5681 nucleotides long. RefSeq lists its product as uncharacterized. Gene Ontology annotation, molecular function: ATP binding; ATP-dependent chromatin remodeler activity; metal ion binding. Lineage: Eukaryota; Viridiplantae; Streptophyta; Magnoliopsida; Malpighiales; Euphorbiaceae. The record is from RefSeq and is a predicted model, not a curated record. The transcript has 20 exons. The coding region runs from base 222 to 5240 and encodes 1672 amino acids.
UGCUGAUGCCAUGUUGCUGCUCAAGCUCCCAUUUUUUUUGAUAAUUUGUUAUGGAGGUAGAGGAAGGACAUAAGUGUAAUUUUCAAUAGGAAGGUGAGUUAGAAUUAGAAGCGGCUUUUGCUCAACUCGCGCGUGAUUUGCGUUUUCCUUUGCUUUCUUCCCCAGCACAACUCAACAGAGCAUAAGGCAAUAUGGUCUGAAGCCACAAUUGUUCAAGAGAGAUGGGCAGAAGGAAGCAAUCCCGUCCACAUCGAUCCGGUGCAUUACUUGUACCAAACAAUGGUGCUGCUGAACCAGAGUUUGACAAACAAAAAGCAUCUCAGACUCACACAUCACCAAAUGGGGAUUUUGUUCCUGCUCAUACACCUUAUUUUGUGGAAGUUGAUUCCACUAAUUGGCCUUCAAAUGACCACUUUGAUAUAGCUGAACUCAUCUUAAAUGAUUUUAGUUUAAGAGAAUCAUAUUCUAGUUUCAGGAUAGACUCACAAUUUUAUCAUGAAUCUAAGUAUUCCUUGAGGUUUCGAGUGCGCUAUACUGAUGAAUUUGUCAUCACUCGUAUCAAAUUAGGUCAUUGGCCUGUGCUUUCCUCCUCUGGUAUAUCUUUAGAAUGUAUUGAUAAAUCUAUGGUUGAAGAUAAAGAGACGCAAUCAGUAAUUUUUUCUGGAAGCUUUGAUGGACCAGACGAGGGUAUUACUGCUCUCGUUCACUUGAUUAGUUUAGAAUUUUUGACUUUGAGGCCAGUUUUGGGGUUUAAUUGUUCUGAGGAGAUGAUGUCUCUCAGAGUGAGAGUUGAGAUACUUAAGAAAGCAUUUAGUGCCGGCGAGUCCCUUCUGGAACAUACCAGGCAACUAUGGAUGAAAAGUAUGAUGAAUUUAAUGGCCUGGUUGCGACCAGAGGUAGUCACUUCAGAGGCUAGGUAUGGAGUUACUCAAUCUACACAAAUGGAAGUUGUCUCGCUUGGAGAGGUGGGGAUGGAUAUGAGCAACUCCAGGAAACGUGCUAGAUUCGAUGUUGCUGGGUUCUAUGAAGCCAUCAAGCCAUUGAAGUCUAAUCCAAUGCUUGAUGAUGACCUGCCUGACUUACUCCCUAUGUUGAGACCAUAUCAGCGCCGUGCUGCUUACUGGAUGUUACAACAAGAGAGAGGAGAUUCAAAAGAUUUAAGCAAAAAGGAGAGAAGUCACUUCUUUUCUCCCCUGUGCAUGCCCGUGGAUUUUGUUGAUGGUCAUUCAACAAUGUUCUAUAAUCCAUUCAGUGGCAAUGUUUCAUUGUGCCCAGAUAUUUCUUCACCGUGUAUUUUUGGUGGUAUUCUUGCUGAUGAGAUGGGUUUGGGUAAGACUGUUGAACUGCUUGCUUGUGUAUUUGCUCAUCGGAAGUCAGAGUCUGAGGAUGACAUCUUCAUUGAUAAUGCAUGGGAAGAUACUGGACACCAGAAAGUUGGACUUAAAAGGUUGAAAAAAGAGCGUGUUGAGUGCAUAUGUGGAGCUGUGAGUGAAAGUUAUAAAUAUAAAGGACUAUGGGUACAGUGUGACGUUUGUGAUGCUUGGCAACAUGCAGAUUGUGUUGGUUAUUCUGCCAAGGGGAAAAAGAAAAGGUCAGCAGUCGAGGUACAAAAACAUAGAAAGAAAACUACAGUCAACUUUGUUGAGAGAGAUGGAGAGCAUGUUUGUAGGAUGUGCUCUGAAUUGAUACAAGCUACUGACUCUCCCAUAGACACCGGAGCCACUCUUAUUGUCUGUCCUGCUCCUAUAUUGCCCCAGUGGUGUUCUGAAAUUGCACGUCAUACACGUCCAGGCUCUUUAAAAACCUGUGUAUACGAAGGUGUGAGGGAUGCGUCUCUUUCAAAUUCACCUGGAAUAGAUAUCAGUGAACUUGUCAAUGCGGACAUCGUACUGACAACAUAUGAUGUGCUUAAAGAGGAUUUAUCACAUGACUCUGAUAGGCAUGAAGGUGAUCGACACUUCCUGAGACUCCAGAAGAGGUAUCCUGUCAUUCCAACUCUUCUUACCAGGAUAUUUUGGUGGAGAGUGUGCUUGGAUGAGGCUCAAAUGGUGGAGAGUAAUGCAGCAGCAGCAGCAGAAAUGGCUCUUCGAUUGUCUGCUAAGUACCGCUGGUGUAUUACAGGCACUCCAAUACAGCGCAAACUUGAUGACUUAUAUGGACUUCUAAGAUUCCUAAAAGCAAGCCCUUUCAAUAUAUCUCGUUGGUGGACUGAUGUUAUUAAAGAUCCAUAUGAGAGAAGAGAUGUAGGAGCUAUGGAGUUUACCCAUAAGUUCUUCAAACAAAUCAUGUGGCGUUCUUCAAAAGUACAUGUUGCUGAUGAGUUAGAACUCCCACCUCAAGAAGAAUGUGUAUCUUGGCUCUCCUUGUCAGCUAUUGAAGAGCACUUUUACCAGAGACAGCAUGAAACUUGUGUUAGUUAUGCUCGCGAAGUUGUUGCAAGUUUGAAAGAUGACAUUCUUAAAAGAAAAGCCACAGGCUGUCCACCUGCUAAUGAUUCAUAUGAUCCGUUCAUUACCCAUGCAGAGGCUGCAAAGCUACUCAACUCACUCUUGAAGCUUCGGCAAGCCUGCUGCCACCCUCAAGUGGGAAGUUCAGGGCUGCGUUCUAUGCAACAAUCUCCCAUGACUAUGGAAGAAAUAUUAAUGGUCCUUAUUGGUAAGACCAAGAUAGAAGGGGAAGAAGCUCUCAGGAAGUUAGUUGUUGCUUUAAAUGCAAUUGCUGGGAUAGCUAUGAUUGAGAACAACUUUUCUCAAGCUGUAUCGUUAUAUAGAGAAGCACUGUCUCUGACUGAAGAGCAUUCUGAAGAUUUCCGCCUAGACCCUUUAUUGAAUAUUCACAUUCAUCAUAACCUUGCUGACAUACUUCCAUUGGUCCCUGACUGCUCAUCUCAUCUCUCCUUAAACGGACAACAGUUGCAUGGAGAAAAGGCCUCUAAGCUGCACACACUUGAAGAUUGCAACAUUAAUGCUGUAAAGAAACAAAAAGUUAGUGGAGAAGCCAAUUCAGUUUUCACUGCUGAUGCUGGGAAUAUUUUAUUUGCAUCAGAAGAUAACUUGCAUGGUGGCAUGGGAGGUAGUGAUAAAUCUAAAGUAUUCUCUAGAUCUUUCAGCGAGGGAUCUCUACGAGCAUCAUGUGAAGAAUUAAAACAAAAAUAUCUAGCUGUCUUUACUGCAAAGCUCUCUGUGGCUCAACAAGACUUCAAAAAGUCAUACAUGCAGGUUUGUAAUGCAAUUAGUAAUGAAGAAAAUCAGCUGUCAGCAUGGUGGUUGGAUGUUCUUCAUCAUGCUGAGCUGAACAAAGACUACUCAAGAGACUUGAUAAAAAAGAUUGAAGAGGCUGUCUCAGUAACUCUAAACAAUUCAAGAUCAUCCAGAAUCGCAUCACACUUCCGAAGUGUUACUGCUUUAAAGUACCAUAUUCAGACUCGCCUUGACCAGUUGGAAACCUCUAGGAAAAUAUUGCUUGAUCGGAUUUUGGAAAUUGAUCAGACUAUGGAGAAACCAAAGGAUGAGGAUAUUGAACGUGUAAGAUACUGUCAAAUUUGCCAAGCUACUGAUGAUGGUCCUACAUGUCUUCAUUGUGAACUAGAGGGAUUAUUUAAGGAUUAUGAGGCAAGACUGUUCCGACUCAAUAAAUCACAUGGAGAGAUUAUUACAUCUGCAGAAGAGGCUGUAGAUUUGCAGGAAAAAAACUCUGCACUUAAUCGUUUCUACUGGAACUUAUCGGGGACAAAUAAGAGUACAUCAUCUACUGAUGUUAACAAAGCUUCAAAGAAGAGAGAUGCCGGAGAAAGAAUAGUGGUUUCAAAGUCACCCUCGGAUUUAGAGGUUGUUCUUGGUGUUAUAAAGAGCUAUGGCAAAGUUCAGUUAGGAAAGCACGGUAUGUCAGCAGCCAGUAAGCAGCUACACAUUUUGGAGGGCAUGAGAAAGGAAUACAGCCAUGCCAGAUCCUUAGCAGUUUCCCAAGCUCAACUCCUGUGUGCCCAUGAUGAGAUUAAGAUGGCGACCUCGCGUUUGCACCUAAGAGAGAGUGAAGAUGAUAAUUCAAUUGAUGCUUUAGGUCCAAAUGAAUUGGAGUCUGCUAGUGUGAUACAGUCCACUGAAAAGUUUAUUUCCUUAACCUCAUUGUCACAAAUAAAAGGGAGGCUUCGAUAUCUAAAGGGUUUGGCAUCCUCCAAACAGAACUCACCAGCAAAAAGUUCAAGUUCCGGGUUACCACAUGGAAUAUCUAGGGCGACAUCAUCUAGAGAGAAGAUAAAUGAAGACCUUUACAAAAAUGAAGAGGAAGCAUGUCCAAUCUGUCAAGAAAAGCUCAACAAUCAAAAGAUGGUUUUUCAAUGUGGACAUUUCACUUGCUGUAAAUGUUUAUUUUCCAUGACUGAGCUGCACGAGAAAAAGCUCCAACAUAAGUGGGUAAUGUGCCCAACCUGUCGGCAGCAUACAGAUUUUGGAAAUAUUGCUUAUGCAGAUGACAGACAUGACAAAUCUUGCAAUCGAGCAGCAUUAAGUACAGUUCAAGAUUAUGAAAAGAGUGAAGUAUCUUUGUCUGUUCAAGGGUCAUAUGGAACGAAGAUUGAAGCUGUCACGAGAAGAAUACUGUGGAUAAAAUCUUCAGAUCCUGAAGCAAAAGUUUUGGUUUUCUCAAGUUGGAAUGAUGUCCUUGAUGUGUUAGAACAUGCUUUCAAUAGUAAUGGUAUCACCUAUAUACGGAUGAAAGGAGGCAGAAAAGCACAUGUUUCCAUCAGCCAGUUCAAAGGACAGGCAAUGAAUGCGAAAGGAACCCAAGGAGUAGGUGGCGAAAUGGAAUCGCCAAAAUCAGCUCAAGUGUUGAUGCUCUUAAUCCAACAUGGCGCUAAUGGUCUUAAUCUCUUAGAAGCACAACAUGUUGUUCUUGUGGAGCCACUACUUAACCCUGCAGCUGAAGCACAAGCAAUUAGCCGGGUACACCGAAUUGGGCAGGAAAAGAGAACACUCGUCCAUCGUUUUAUAGUUCAAAACACGGUGGAGGAGAGCAUAUAUAAGCUGAAUAGGAGCAGAAAUACCAAAUCUUUUAUAAGUGGCAACACAAAAAAACAGGAUCAGCCACUUUUGACACUCAAGGAUGUUGAGUCCUUAUUCGCGACAGUAGGAUCUGCAGUUCCAGAAAGUGGUGAAGAGGCGACUGAAAGUCUUAGACAUUUGCCUGCUUCUGCGGCUGCUGCUAUAGCAGCUGAGAGGAGACUAAAGGAGAAUACAGCAUGACAUUCUUUGUAACGGGGAUGCUAGUAGAAAACCACCGGAAUGCAACUGCAAUAAAGCGAUCUUCUGGUCAUCUUACAUCUGACAGAAGCUCUUGAUCAUCCCACUGUAUUUGUAGGUUCUCUAACCAAACUUUUGUUUGCAGCUAGAAUGUUAGUUUUUUGGUGUACAUAGGCAAUCAUUAAGUCCUCACUAACAGGUAGGGAGACUAAUGUAGAUUGUAGCUUAUUUAUCGGGAAAAAAAAAUUGUAGCUCAUUGUAGGCAACUGAUUCAUCAAUUGGUAAAUUAGUAUAAUCUGUACAUUGUCAAAUAUAAAAGGAAGCUUUAAUCACUCAGUACUUGCUUGUCAUGGAAUGGAAAUGCUGCAAGUGUCAUGCCAGGCUUUGGAUACAUAACUGUGCUGUGCAUACUAAUACAAAUGCCAGUGUUUUUCUUCUUUACUA